GAUGCUGCUCAGCCUCGCUUUGGACAGGAGUCAGAUGGGCUGGGUCUGCAAUAUCUCAGAGCUACUUCAUAGUAUUUGCGAUAGCAGCUUUUAAAUGGAAGCCCUUCGGUGUUGAAUGGGGAGCAGGGUAUUAUUUAUGUAACAUGUGAGCUAAUUAUUUUUACACCACGAGAACAGGGAGCCGCAGGUCAGUUGACGCAUUGGUUAGUGGGGGCGCACACGCACAUCCACACACACUCUCAAACAGAGGCUGCGAAUGACCAGAGCCUGGCAGGACGUAGCGUAGCCGGGCCAUUAAUACGUAACGUUAUAGUGAGAGGUUUAACUGAGCUUUUUAAAACCUGGUCGGCUCACCAGCUGACGGCAAACCAGGCAUGGACGACAAGUCUUUCACCAAGGAACUGGACGGAUGGAUCGAACAACUGAAUGAAUGCAAACAGCUAACUGAGAACCAGGUCAAAGUCCUCUGCGAAAAGGCCAAGGAAAUCUUGACAAAGGAGUCCAAUGUGCAGGAAGUGAGAUGUCCAGUGACAGUUUGUGGAGAUGUCCAUGGCCAGUUCCAUGACCUAAUGGAACUGUUUAAGAUCGGAGGGAAAUCCCCAGAUACUAACUACCUCUUCAUGGGAGACUAUGUGGAUCGGGGUUAUUAUUCAGUGGAAACAGUAACUCUCCUGGUUUCUCUUAAGGUAAGAUUCCGUGAACGAAUCACAAUUCUCAGAGGGAACCAUGAGAGCAGACAGAUCACACAAGUGUACGGCUUCUACGAUGAGUGUCUGAGGAAAUAUGGAAAUGCCAAUGUUUGGAAGUAUUUUACAGAUCUGUUUGACUAUUUGCCCCUCACUGCACUGGUAGAUAACCAGAUUUUCUGCCUCCAUGGUGGAUUGUCCCCUUCAAUAGACACACUGGAACACAUCAGAGCGCUGGAUCGCCUGCAGGAGGUUCCUCAUGAGGGUCCGAUGUGUGACCUGUUAUGGUCCGAUCCAGACGACCGCGGUGGAUGGGGCAUCUCCCCCCGUGGUGCAGGCUACACCUUCGGGCAAGACAUUUCCGAGACUUUUAAUCAUGCAAACGGUUUAACCUUGGUCUCCAGAGCCCACCAGCUGGUAAUGGAGGGUUAUAAUUGGUGCCAUGACCGUAAUGUAGUGACGAUCUUCAGCGCACCAAACUAUUGUUAUCGCUGUGGAAACCAGGCAGCAAUCAUGGAACUUGAUGACACACUGAAAUACUCCUUCCUACAGUUCGACCCUGCACCACGUAGAGGAGAACCUCAUGUGACGCGGCGCACUCCUGACUAUUUCCUGUAAUUAUUACAACACUUUGUCAGAAUUUGGUGAGGAUGGCAACAACAUACACAGAGCCUUGAGAAAAGAAGCAUUCAUAGCCCCAUGGACCAAAAAAAAUGUGUGCCAUAAUCACAAUGAAAUGGAAACUAUCACAUUUAGCUAAAGAACACCAUCCUUUUGACUUUUUCCUCUCUGUGCAUGAUGUUUUUAUUGCAAGAAAUGAUUGCUAUUAUGAACUAUACUGUCACAAUACCUGCUGGUUUGUCAGGAAAACUGAAUGAUCUAAUGUAAGUAAUCUUUGUGUUAGGUUGUUAUUGAUGAGCAGAGUAUGUUGCCAUAAUACAGUAUAUACACUGUAAGCUGCAUCUUUCACUUGGCAUGGCCUCAAAUCAAAGGUUGCAGUUAAUAUAAUGUGAACUCUUUUUCUUUUUGUAACCGAAAUGCAACAAGUUUUGUGAAGUGAGACAAUAGGGUUAGAUGUCAGAGAUGACAUUGUUCACUUUUGUAUUUGAUUUUUAUCACACACUGACAGACUAUGUUCUUUUUUAUACCCUAUUAUAGUGAAAGUAUCUCUCGUUUUGCUCUGCUGUAUCAACUGGAAUUUAUUUAAGUAAGCAAUAUUGGUACCAAUUACAUCGGUUGUUAAAAUAACUGUUUUGCAGCUGCCAAAGACUGAGGCUGCUUCGUCAUGUAUUUCCUUUAGUCGCCAGUAGAUGGAAACAGACAGCUAAAAACAAACUGAUGAUCUUCAAAAAGAUAUCCAGCAUAUGGUGAUAAUUGGGCGCUGCAAAUGCUGACAGUGAAUUAACAAUUAAAUAUAUAUGUAUGUGUGUGUGUGUGUCUUUACUUUAUUAUUUGUAUUACACUUUUUAUUUUAUUUUAUUACAGCAUGUGAAUAUGACAUGGGUUGAUUGAUGUUAAUUUUUGAUGAGUUUAAGGAUGACAAAUUUUGCUUUUAUAAUUACUAUGUUUUAAUUUUGCCAACGCUUUUAUUAUACGAAUUUAUUUAUUUAUUCCGCUUUAUCAUGAACCGGUGUAAGCUUUGUGUGUUUUAAAUGGCAUUUUUGCAAGAUAAAAUGUGGCCUGAUGAUAUAAGACGAGCUGUGCGUAAAGUUGUGUGUGGAAAUCAUGCAAAGUUUCACCAGUUAUUAAAUGAUUUACAGCCUGUUAGUAAAAUCAGGCUGAACAUGUCAGAGCAUUAACGGAUGUAGUCACUGCUGAAAAUAAAAGUCACAUUUAAAGGAA
Messenger RNA from Sphaeramia orbicularis (orbiculate cardinalfish), 2528 nucleotides. RefSeq names its product serine/threonine-protein phosphatase 2A catalytic subunit alpha isoform-like. The transcript has 7 exons. Lineage: Eukaryota; Metazoa; Chordata; Actinopteri; Kurtiformes; Apogonidae. The record is from RefSeq and is a predicted model, not a curated record. Gene Ontology annotation, molecular function: protein serine/threonine phosphatase activity. Bases 375 to 1304 code for a protein of 309 amino acids.